Molecule: messenger RNA, 5220 nt
Organism: Scylla paramamosain (green mud crab)
Lineage: Eukaryota; Metazoa; Arthropoda; Malacostraca; Decapoda; Portunidae
Gene: dock
Product: SH2/SH3 adapter protein dreadlocks-like
Exons: 7
Coding region: 646-1734 (362 amino acids)
Biological process (GO): signal transduction; cell migration
Molecular function (GO): receptor tyrosine kinase binding; signaling adaptor activity
Source: RefSeq, a predicted model, not a curated record
CUGCUGCUGCUGCUGCUGUUGCUGCUGCUGCUGCUGCUGCCUCUCCUCAGUCAGUGCUCAGCGUCCUCCCGCGCAGGGUGGUGGAAGUGCCUCUCAACACGCCCCUCGUUGCGUUAUUAAUUCGGCACCAGCUUAGCGAAACGGAAACACGAAAGAGUCAGAGAUAGAAGAAUAACGAGAGAGAGAGAGAGAUAGAGAGGAUAAAAUUCUGUAACCUCCAGCUUUGCGAAAGACAGAAACGAGAAAGAGAGCAAGCAAGACAGCGAAAAGAGAGAGAGAAAGAGGGAGAGAGAGAGAGAGAAAAAAAAAGACAAGAGAUUAUGUGACUGCCUCAACCUAAAGAAAGUGAUACCACUGCUAGUGAAGCGGGCGUGGGCGUGGGCGUGGAGGGGCGGGAGUGACCAGGGAGAGGAUGACCCGAAGACCUGCAGCUGCUGACGAAGAAGAGGCGCUACUGCAGAAGGUGUGACGUGACCUCCCGCCCAGCUGCUCUUUGUUGUUGUUUGUUAUUGUGUUUGUUUGGUGGUAGUGGUGGUGGUGGUGGUGGUGGUGGUAGUACUGCUGCUGCUGCUGCUGUUGUUGUUGUUGUUGUCAUCAUCUUCGUGGUCGCCUUCUUCGCCAACAGUCGCCUCAAAUAUCAAGCCUAUGACAUCAGCCAUGAACUUCCUGCCGGAUAUAAAGAAGCGUGUGAAGAAAGGCGGGGGGAGUCGCACCCUGCCGUCAGCCGGGGGUACACCAACACGGGGGGUGGACAGCCCAGGGGGUGUGCGUGGCAACACCCCCAUCGACCCCUCGGAGGCCAUCGGCUGGGCAGUGGUCAAGUAUAACUACCAGGCACAGCAGAUGGACGAACUGUCACUGGUGAAAGGCACAAGGGUCCUCAUCCUGGAGAAGAGCAACGAUGGGUGGUGGCGAGGUCACUACAACAACUUGGUGGGGUGGUUCCCUUCCAACUACACCACAGAGGAGCCGGCGGAGGAUGACCACACCUACACCAUGGCAGAGAACGUCCUGGAUGUGGUGGUGGCGCUGUACUCCUUCACGGCCCAGAAUGAACAUGAGCUCUCAUUCACCAAGGGGGAGAGGAUGGAGGUGUUGGACCGGCCUCCCUCGGACCCGGAGUGGUACAGGGCCAGGAAUACGCAGGGCCAGGUUGGCCUCAUCCCAAAGAAUUAUGUGCAGGAGCUUCAUGAGGUGGUGGACGCCCGAACACCGAGAUCCAGGGAGCCUUCACAGACCAGGCAGCUCCCUCCGCCUGGCCCCAGCAACAGCGCCCACCCUCCCCCAGCCACCAAUGGAGGUGCCCACAAUGCUGAGACUCACUUGGCACAGGGAAUGCAGGGGAUGAACAUCAAUGCGGCAGCCCCCACCCCGCCUGCCCCUGCCAUGUCCGUGGGGAGUGUGCCGCAGGACAAAAGCCACUUCACCACCCGGGAUUGGUAUUACGGCCCCAUUACGCGCGCCCAGUGUGACGACAUCCUCAACCAGCGGGGCCAUGACGGAGACUUCCUCAUCAGGGACUCGGAGACCAACGUUGGUGACUUCAGCGUGUCGUUGAAGGCUGCUGGCCGCAACAAGCACUUCAGGGUACACGUGGAGAACGGCCUGUACUGCAUCGGCCAGCGGAAAUUCCAAAACCUGGACCAGCUGGUGGACCACUACCAGCGGUCCCCCAUCUACACCAGCCAAAAGGGGGAGAAGCUCUACCUAAUCCGACCGUUGCCCAAGCCAUAAAUAAGCUUUUAGAGUCUUAACGCUGUAUAAGUAACAAUAAUGUUCCCUCACUCACCCCCCAACACUCCGACACUCUCCGCACAAAUAGUGACGGAAAGACCCCAGCCUCCGCCUCCACCACUCCCUCUCCUCCUCUCCUCUUCUCCCUCCUGCGGGUUGAGCCUCAGAACUUACUACUUUCCUCCGCCGCAAGAAGUUGACCUCCUGGCGUCCUCCUCCCAGCCAUUAGCUCUUCCUUCAUUGUACUAGAAGAAAAGAUAACAGAUGCCGUGAAUCUAUUUUAUCUUGUCGAGGCAUGAAGGUAUUGGAUAGAUUGUAAUUUUAUAUCAUUGAUCACAUGCAUUACUAGACUAACUUGAGCCCUUCACCCGCUCCCCCACGCCCUUUGCUAUUUAACCGGGAACCAAAGCAGCUAUUUUGUCGGCUGCUAUUGGCCAAGGGGUGACCGAGACAGAUGUCCUGCCGCGUCGCCCCUCGGCAGUUCACAGGACACUGAAGAAGAGAAAAAUGUAACUACAGGCAACUAUGGAGACACUUUCUUACUUAAUGCUCUGUGUGUAGCUUAGCAGUAAUAUGACAUAACAGUAACAAUCUGAAUUGUGCUGUCUUCUCCACGGAAACGACUGACUGCUGUCACGUCGCUGGCCUUCAGUGGAUGCUGUGUUUUUUCAGUGUGCUUGGAAUGUGCUGUCUGGUCCUGUACUAAGGCUCACCACUGGUUGGUUGGUUCCUGCUCAUAGUCCAGCGAUCCUCGGAGAUUCUUGCCCCUCACGGAGCUCAGAGAACUUGCCGCCCGACAAUCCACGUGAUUUAAAAAGGAUCUGAGGACUGGUGGCUUGUACAGAGUGUGAAGACCUGCAUGCGGUGACUCCUCGUGCUUAUGCAAUGAUGCAAGACAGGUUUUGGUCUGGCCAGGAGUUCACACACACCACACAACUCGUCGUCCUGCUGGUAGUGGUGGCGGAGAUUUCUAACAGGACUUGACCCUGUGUGGGUGGAGAAUAGGCUUACCUGAAAAGUACCCUUUGUGUGUUAACCUAUCAUGCGCACUGCAGAGGCCCACCAGAACCAAAACACCCCGAGAGAAAUACGCAGAAGUGCACAGAAACCACACGCGAACUCCUGCAAUCACCCUUCCACCAGCAAGCAUACAAGCAUAACAGGAACAAGAAACCCCAACUCUACCAUGCUGAGCAGAUGCCCGUUAAGCUCUCAGGGUGGAGCCGUUCCCAGCAGCACCAACAGUCUCCCAGAUACACGCCACCCCUCAACGCAGACUUCUCAACACAACAACAGGACCAGAUCCACACAACAGUAUUAACCUGCCAGCAACAAGACUGUGCUGCUGCAACUUCUCCGCCGUGGUGCUCCAGCCUGGGGGUCUCGGCUCCUGGGAGGGCAUAUGAUGAAGAAGCCUGUGUGUGUGUGUGUGUGUGUGUGUGUGUGUGUGUGUGUGUGUGUGUGUGUGUGUGUGUGUGUGUGUGUGUGAGAGUGAGAGAGUGUUUGUGUGUGUGUGUGUGUGUGUGUGUGUGUGUGUGUGUGUGUGUGUGUGUGUGUGUGUGUGUGUGUGUGUGAGAGAGAGAGAGAGAGAGAGAGAGAGCGUGAAAGACAGACCUUGUGUACAUAGCCAGCCCCAACAUCAGCCCUCAGCAAGUUUGGGGUUUUCUUUGUCCUUACGUUCACCUUUCUUUCUGAUCUUUAUUAUUUUUUAUACAUACACACAUCAUGGCUCUAUUUUCCCACUCCUCCCCAGUGUUUUUAUCAUGUUUGCAUGACAACAAGGAAAGACUAUGAUAUUGUACUUUUAAGAGUAUCAUGUGUGUUGAUGAGGCUUGGGUGGUUGUGUGUGUGUGUGUGUGUGUGUGUAUAUGUGUGUGUGUGUCUCUUGUAAGGUGUCUUAAGGAGUGAUUGAUGGUGUAUAUUUCCUUCAAGAUAAUUGGAGGAAAACUUUUGCCGGUAAAUGUCCGAGAAAAGAAACAUUUCUCAGUUUUUUGUACGUAUGUAAGUCUACUUUCAUGGCAGGUUUUCUAUGAAUUUAGCUUUUAGUCUAAUACUGCUUCUUAUUCCUACUAGUCAGUAUAGCUUGAGAGAUUUGUCCCUUUAAUAGCUAUCAUUGCAGCUUCUUAUUCUUCAGUUGAUGUCUAACAACAUAUAGAUACAUAUAUAUAUAUAAAUACUAUAUCCCUGGAAGUAAGUCUUUAGUCAUGUUUGAAAGUUGCAAGAGAGCUGGCAGCCUUAUGUUUUGUUUGGCAUCUUUGUAUUCUGUUUGUUUGAUUUUGUGCUUUAUUUUUGUUGCAUCAUGCAUGUCUUGAAUGUCUGAUGAUGACUUCUUUGUACCUUUAAGUUUGCAUUUUGUUAAAUUAUAUUAUAUAUGUGCACAGUAAUCAUGGUUACAUGUUGUCAUUAACACCCGUGAUUCAAGGAACGCUCCCACCCUCACCCCACUAGUGCCACUCUUCCGUUCUCGCCGUUGCUCCCGCGUUUUGUCUCUUUUGCCGAAGAAUCUCACGCUGGAUGUUUCCUUGAAGUGGUGUGGAAGCGUUGCCUGUGAGUGCUGUGUGCUUGGUAAGUGCUAGUCAUAAGUUCGACCACCACCAUAUGGAAUUCAGCCGUGCUAUGAAGCAUACCAGACAGAGUGUCAGUCAGGUUCCAGCCUUUCACACACUUUCAUUGUUAUUGCAACGAUAUUGUGUAGCCUGCCACUGUUAGUCCCUGCUUUCCCCAUAACCAAAGAUUGUCCCGUUCUGGAUUCCUCCUCAAAGGUGUGCUUGAAACCGUAGGUCGGCCGCCGCAGCCCGCCUGGCCUGGCGGCCAAGGUAAUGUUGCUGCCGUUAAUACUGGUCGAGAUUAAAGUAAAAACCUGUCCCUUCGCUCCGCUCCCUCUGGUUCCUUGGUUUGUACCAGAUGUCUGGCCAAAAAAAGUUUCUCAACAUUGGUGCUCCUCCUUCCCCAGAAAAUCUCGGCUAACCAAUUGGUCCGAGCGCAGAAGUCGGCUCAGCUCUUAACUUUAGUCAUGAACCAGAGGCAAGGUCUGGAUAGAUUUUGAGAUAAUACUCCUCUUUGUAUGAUAAACUGUUAAUAUACAGUAACUCUUUCCAGCCCCCUGACCCACCUGCCCCACUCCCCAUAACAGUACAUGUCUGUGCUUCAAGUAAGGACGCUGCCUCUGCCGCCUCCCCGAGACAUUUUUAUAGUGCCGGCUGGGCCGUGUUGACUGGGUGAAUGAGUGGGUGUUGUGGUGGCUGCGGCGACACACCAGGCCAGUGCACAAGGAGCGCGCCCGCCGGCUGGGGGACGGCAGGAGAGGGCGUUGUGCCCCAGUACAGAAUUAAGUCACAAAGUCAGAUUAAUUUGGCGGCUAGUUAAUAGUGGACUGAGUAGUUGGUGACGGACUGUCCAGGGAGAGACUUGGAGAUGCUCAGUGUUGCCACUCAUUUAUACUUUUAUGUUUGUACAAAAUGUAACUACCUUAAAAUUUUUACAAAA